AUGGGUAAGGAUUCGGGCCGUGAAAAGGACACCAUGGUCGGUGGGGGAAGCAAGAAAGCGCCCCGUCCCGUCAGUGCCUCGCCGUACUCGGAGCACUAUCGACCGCCGAUCGAUCUGUGCCAGCGGCAUCUGAUCAACCAUCGGCUGCUGGUGUCGAAGCUGACGCGCCGCGAGCUCGAGGACAAGUACAUCAGCCUGUGCGACGAGAACUACAGCAUGAAGAAGCGCUUUCUGGAGCAGGAGGAUCAGAUCAAGCGCCUGAAGACACGGUUAAUGCGACUGUCGAGCGAAUCCACCGUCCGGUCCAAGUCGCGGCUCGAUUUAUCGUCGAGUGAACAUUACAACAAACUUCACGACCUGGAAGUUCAACGUAGGGAUUUACACGAAAAGCUGGAAGCGCUUCGGCGUGCCACAACGUUCGAGGGCGGACGGGUGGGCAGUGCCAGUCGAUCGACCGGCAAUGGAACCGCUCGGCAUGGACCCGGAACGUCGACGAGCAGCUAUCGCCGGGCAAAAAGUGCCCACCGAGAGAAGGAACGUGACCCAAGGCUGGAGUGUAAGUCUUCCUCGCCUUCGAACGAUGGCUACGAUGAGGACGAGGGCAGCGGGCGGGUACGACGAUUACGGCGUCGUGUUGGAAAGAACCACGAGAGUACCGAUCGCACCGAGGACGAAGAGGAAGAUACGCACGAGGGCGGCAAUCGCGCUGGCCACCGAAAAUCGUACGGGGCAGACGAUGAAGGGGACGACGAUGAUGACGAGGGGGAGGAGGAAGAACAACUGGGAGCGGUCGGUGACGAAGACGAUGAGGUGGACGAGGAUCGAGACGUGGUAUCGUGCGGCGGUGCGGAUGGAAGCGAUGAUAAUCGCGAGCAGGAUUCGGCGGCUGGCGGUGGAGCAAGCCGCACGAAACACUCCAAGGAACCGAGGAAAGCUUCAAGGACGUCCCGGACGGUGCGGGAACACUGUCCCGACUGCGAGCGGCACCGCACGGAGCAUCUGACACGCGAAACCGACCUCGUGAAAAUGAAACUCAACAUCAAAUACCUUCACAAGGAGUUGCAAAACGAGAAAGAAAAGAGUGCCCUGCUUGCACGCCAGCUCGAGGAGAAACUUUCGUACGAAAUCAUGAAGCGCAACGCGGCCGAAAACCUGGAAAUAGUCAACCUCAACCGACAGGUGGACGACCUGGCCAAGGAGCUGCAGCGACAGGUCGACGAGCAGAAGCGCUCGAUGGAGCAUGAGAUCCGCAAACAAGGUGACCUCGAGGCACAGAUAAGAAAAGAGAAAGACAAGAAUGUUGAACUGUUUGAGGAAUGUGAACGCUUAAAGAAGAGUAUAGAGAAGCUGAAGGAGAAUAUGUCUGAAGUAGAGAUUGAACGAGACUUUCUGAAGCGGCAGCAGGAAAACUUUACCAAAAUCGUUGACGAAAACAAGCUGCUCAAGUACCAACUGGACGAGCUGCGACGGCAUAACGAGGAGCUACUGAAGCAGAUCGAUUCCUUGCGCGAGGAAGAGCUGGUCACUAAGGAAUCGCAGCGGGAGCUGUUGGAAAAAUUGAAAACUCUCCAGCAGGACAACGACACGCUGUCGGUGAUGCUGGAAGGGUUGCGCACGGAAAACGAAAUGCUCGCCGAGGAGCGGUCUCAGCUGGAGCUGAGCCUGAAGAGUCUGGAAGCGUCUCCUAUCAAAGAAAUUCGGCCAUUGUCUCCGCAGAAACCCUCGACUGUGGCGGACGCUUCGGUACAAACCGUUGCCGACAGCUUCGUCACUAGCCCAAUUGACGACGGCAACAUCUUAAGAAAACAGCUCAUGAUGGUACAAGAACCACCGCCACAACGAGAGUCUACAGAGGGGGAAGUCGCGUAUGAAGAGGUUGACCCACCGCCAAGACGGUCACGAGGGUUGUCCGCGAGGGUUAGUCGUGAACGGCACGAGCAUGAAAUGGCCGAAGCGGCUCAUCUUGUGUUCCAGCAGGCUGGCAAUGUAAGCCGGAUGAUUCCGAAAUUGUCACACAUCAUGAACAAUCGCACUGACGAGCCAGCUAAACCAAGCAAACUGGAGCUGCUCACGGCGAACAGUUACCCUGCCGCGCUCGACAAAACGUUUCGCGCGGAUAACCGAUUUCGUGACAUGCAGCAAGAAGUUCGAAGUAGAAAUGCCGAUCGCAGCUCGGUCAGCUCGACGACCUCAGAUAAACGAAAAAUAUCAUUCGUGGAGUCAUCCGCCACGGACGAAUCGCCAACGAAAGAUGAGGCAAAUUUCGUGCAGGAAAACUACGCUCGCUUCUUCAACAUCCACAAUCUUCCAACUAUAUGGCACAACAUCGUAGCGAACCCGACGCCGAUCGAUCUAUUUACACCAUCGUCGACGCGUGUACCAAAUUCGCCCCCGGAUGACAUGAUUACGAUAGAGAUUCGUUCGUUGCGAUGGCAUGCGACGGUCCUGGAGCGACUUCUGGCAGCAAAGGUCACGCAGUACUAUGUUGAGUUUGCCUUUCUCGAUCUGCACGGCCAUCGACUUGAAACGGUUCCGUCGGCGAAACUGCAAACGAUGCUGGAAGGGAUGCUUCAACAGCAGCUGUAUCACGAGUUUAAUUUUUCCGUAACGAUCGAAUUGGAUGGACAGGUGCACGGCAAACGACGAGAGCAACUGAAAACGUUGCUGAACUCUGGACAAGGUCACGAUGCCGUGAGAUUCGUAGUUGUCAACGAGGGCAACAAUAGGUCCGGCGAGGAUAUUGGGUAUGCGUCGGUAAGUUUGAGGCAUGAACUGCUGAACGCCACGGAGCAGCAGGAAUCGGUGGUUGUCGACGCAAUCAUCUACGACUUUUGCGCGCCACAUGAUGAAUUAGGCGUGCUGAGGAUUGUGCUCGGAAACGUCAAGCUGUUGCGAUCGCUGAUGAUGGAAACAGUAAAUUUAUCGUAA
This is a messenger RNA of Anopheles coustani, 2928 nucleotides long. RefSeq names its product rootletin-like. Gene Ontology annotation, cellular component: ciliary transition zone. NCBI's taxonomy places the organism in Eukaryota, Metazoa, Arthropoda, Insecta, Diptera, Culicidae. The coding region runs from base 1 to 2928 and encodes 975 amino acids. The transcript has 9 exons. Gene Ontology annotation, biological process: non-motile cilium assembly. The record is from RefSeq and is a predicted model, not a curated record.